This is a messenger RNA of Penicillium expansum, 2043 nucleotides long. RefSeq lists its product as uncharacterized. The transcript has a single exon. The record is from RefSeq and is a predicted model, not a curated record. Bases 1 to 2043 code for a protein of 680 amino acids. NCBI's taxonomy places the organism in Eukaryota, Fungi, Ascomycota, Eurotiomycetes, Eurotiales, Aspergillaceae.
AUGUCUCAUGCUCACCACGCCGGCUUGGUGAUGCGAAAUCACGUUCGUCGGGAUGUCAUCCCUCCAAAUCGAUUGUCAUUCUUGGUCCCUAGUACCUCCUCUAUAGCCACAAAGCUUUCUACCCUCGUGGCAAGAUCCGAAUCAUCUGAGCCGACCUCGGGAGCAAAGGCCACCAGCAAUCUGACAACGACCGUCUUGCCUAUCGUCCUUGGUGCAGGAGUUCCCAUUUUGUGUGCUGUUAUCAUUCUCAUUGUGCUUCACCGGAGACAUGUCAAGAAACUUCUGCGGGAAGAUGCUAUGGAUAAACAUAAAUCUCUUGAUUUUGGAAUGGAUACAGUGGGGCCUGCAACCAAGAGGAAAGGCCCUAAUGGAAUGCCCCCGAUGUCAGAACCCACCCAUACCAAAGGAUUGUCUCUUGAUGUCGGUCCAUACCUACUGCCUCCGGGCCUGCAAAAUUCCACGGACUCUCUGCGCUCCAUGUCAAUAGAUGAUGGAAAGUACCGUCCGGCCACUGCCUCCAUUCGGUCGUACCCCAGGAAUUCCAAAUUUGGAGGUACGGAUGACGGCAAUUCAGGUCUUCUCCAGAAUGCACAGAGGAUGUCUCGUUCAUCCCCACCCCUAUACUCCUCCCCUAUCGAACCUCAUGGACGCAGUCCUACGAGCCAGCACAACGAUUACCUCGGGCAAGUUCCCGGAGUGACGCAUCCACCUGCCGCACACCAACCCGGCAUGGCUAUUGGAAGUCCCAAUGCCAACCGGACUCCCUCGCCAGAGCCUCUGCCCCCUAUGGCGUCCUCUGCGGGCCUAGACUUCGGAUUGGACAAUACAUACGGCAACUCAUAUGGCAACCAACAUGAAGAGCGCCUCGACUUCCCGCUGCCUGAACAUUCGCAACCACGAGACUUGGAUCAUGACCAGGCUCCUGCAUCGCAUCUUCCUCGUAUUUCCCUCCCGGCCAGCGAUAUUACCAGUAGUGACUAUGGUGAUGACCGCAAGUCGCAGCACAUUCUCCCUGCGGUCAACAUCCAUGGCACGGAAGGUGUACAGCAACAUGAUAGCCCAGGCCACGAUAACAAGCAUCCCGAACUCCCAGAGGAACCUCAGAAUCUGGAUGCGGCAUAUGAUAACCGCCGCGAUACCCGCCGGAUGACUCUCGGUUUGCGCCCGUUGCCCCCAGAGGACCCCGCCGACAACCCAGAACAGCGUGCCAAUCGGAUUCGCUCCUUCUACAAGGAGUACUUCGAUGAGAGCAAACCGGGCGGCCAGGAGCCCACAUACUACGAGAACUUCGGCCCCGAGUUCUAUGAGAGCGGUGGUAACUCGGCCGGUUUCAUCUACGAUCCAACCACCGGCGACUAUUAUGAUGCCAGUCAGGGUGCUGCUCCAUUCGCCGAGCCCAUCACUCGUCGCGCGAUGACACCACCGCCUCGCGCACCUCCACGCUUCCAGGGAGCCGCCCGCCACAUGGCCACCAAUUCUGCUGGUCACAAUGGCAUCCCCGGCCCACGCGCCUUCUCAUCUGCCUCUGGCCGUAUGCCCGGUCCACCCGGUCCACGUGGUCCCAAGAAAGCCAUCCCACCCCCCUCGCCGCUGCACAUCCUUCCUACUCCCCACAUGUUGACGGAUGACUCCCUCAUGAGCGCCAUGGACUUUGCCCCGGCAUAUGGAAUCAAGGACCGCGUCGCGGGCCGCCCCGAGACACCCACCGGUGGCGUGCGCCCCUACGUACCUGGGUUGCGUGCCCACACGCCACUGGUCUCUGCCUUUGACGAGCUCGCCGUGAUGCCUAGUCCCCACGCCCUGCGCAAGUCUGGCACGUUCACCAACCUGGACUUUGUGCCCCCGCCCCGGUUCAAGAACGAGGGUGGUGCCGGCAGCGAUGCGGGUAGUAUCCGCAGUGCUCGCAGCGUCGUCUCUGCUAACCACCAAAAUAAUAUCCGCAUGGGCAAUUACCGUGUCAGUCGUCUGCCGGCCGAAGCGGUCGGUACUAAGGACGACAUGAUGACCAGUCUGCGUCCGAAGUGGGAUAUGAACAACGCAUAA